AAGCCUAAUCCUCUGGUCCUCUCUCCGCAGUGCACCAACCCCCUGCCAGGGCUGACCAGGCUGGAGGACUGCUGCGGCAGCGUGGGGCUCUUCUGGGGUGCGGACCGGUGCCUGGCCUGUCCCCGCCGGCCAGCACACCCUGUGAUUGAGAAUGGGCAGGUGGAGUGUCCCCAGGGAUACAAGAGGCUGAACCGGAGCCACUGCCAAGAUAUCAAUGAGUGCUUGAUGCAGGGCCUGUGCAAAGAUGCCGAGUGUGUGAACACUCGUGGCAGCUUCCGCUGCACCUGCAAGCCUGGCACCAUGCUGGACCCAUCCCGUAGCCACUGCAUCUCGGACAAAGCGGUGUCGAUGGAGCAGGGGCUGUGUUACCGCUCUGCAGCUGGAGGCGUGUGCUCCUUCCCCCUCUCCCACCACAUCACCCAGCAGAUCUGCUGCUGCAGCCGUGUUGGCAAGGGCUGGGGGAAGAACUGCGAGGAGUGCCCCAUGCCCGGCUCAGAAGCCUUCAAGGAGAUUUGCCCAGCAGGACAUGGGUACACCUACUCCAGCUCUGAUAUCCGCCUGUCAAUGAGGAAGGCAGAGGCAGAAGAGCUGCCCCUCAGCUUGGAAGAGCAAGGGGAGAAUAGCAACUGGACGUUGGACUGGGCAGCAAAGAGACAGCAACUUCAGGACAGCCUACGUGGGAGCGUCCUGGAGGCAUUCCCCCACCCUGGCACAUUGGCAGGAGAGGGUGAAGUUUCUCUUGCUGCACAGGGCGCUGCUGAUGCCACCACAGAGCCUGCCACGCACAGAGAGGAAGAGGAGUACUGGCGUGGGCCUCCCCAGCCUGGCCUCACCGCCACCUGGGAUGCUGCUGCUCCAACACAGAAGCCAGCACAGGGCUCAGGCGUUGGUGCCUGUGCCUCUUCAUCCCUCUCCUGUGGAGCUGGCACUUGCAUGCUCACCCCAGAGGGAUACAGCUGCUUGUGCCACCCUGGCUACAUGUUGGACCCCAGCCAGCUCCGCUGCAUCGAUGAAGAUGAGUGCCUGAAGGAUCCUUGUGCUGGAAAAGGUCGCUGCAUCAACAGCAUGGGCUCCUAUUUGUGCGUCUGCUACUCUGGGUACACGCUGGUUGUCUUGGAGGGCAAGCAGAGCUGUGAGGAUCGAGAUGAAUGUGAGCAGCCCUCUACCUGCAGGGGACAGCAAUGCAUCAACACCCCCGGCUCCUACCGCUGCGAGUGCAAGGAGGGCUUUGCCAUGGGCCCCAGAGGACAGUGUGAAGAUGUCAACGAGUGCGUGGAUCCCAGCCCUUGCCACAGCGGGAAGUGUGUCAAUACACUGGGAUCCUAUAAAUGUGUCAGCUGUGGGGAUGGCUACCGGCCCAGGAAUGGGAGAUGUAUUGAUGUGGACGAGUGCCUUGCAGAGGGGACCUGUGCUCACGGACGGUGUGUCAACCUGGCCGGCUCCUUCCGCUGUUCCUGCUACUGGGGCUAUGAGGUGGCACCUGAUGGGAAGAGCUGCCAAGACAUCGAUGAGUGCAUGGCCCAGGCUGCCUGUCCCUCUGGACUCUGCCUCAACACCGAGGGCUCCUACUCCUGCAUGGCUUGUGACACCGGCUACACCGUCUCCAGAGAUGGCAGCACGUGCGAAGAUCUGGACGAGUGUGAGGACCCUGCUGUUCAGUGCCUGGGGGGAGAGUGCAGGAACACCCCAGGCUCCUACGAGUGCCAAUGCCAGGCUGGCUUCAGGCUCGUCAACGGCACCAUGUGUGAAGAUGUGAAUGAGUGCCUGAACAGCGAGAUCUGCAGGCCCAAUGGCGAGUGUCUCAACAGUCACGGAUCCUACUUCUGCGUUUGUGCUCCUGGCUUCUCGAAUGUGGCUGGGGGAGUCAGCUGCCAAGAUGUCGAUGAAUGCGCAGACAAGUCCCGGUGCUCACAAGGCCAGUGUCUGAACACAGAAGGCUCCUACAGGUGUCUGUGUGAAAACGGGUUCAAACACUCCCAGGAGACUGAUGACUGCGUGGACGUGGAUGAGUGUAAAGAGUACGGGGAUGCCAUCUGCGGCACGUGGCGGUGCCAGAACAGCCUGGGCUCCUACCGUUGUAUCAUGGGCUGCCAGCCUGGCUUCCACUGGACCCCCUUGGGUGACUGCAUUGACAUAGAUGAGUGUGCCAACGAGACGCUGUGUGGGAGCCACGGCUUCUGCGAGAACUCAGACGGCUCCUUCCGCUGCCUCUGCGACCGUGGCUACGAGAGGUCACCCUCUGGGCACUACUGCAUUGAUGUGAAUGAGUGUGAGCUGAUGGUCGCUGUGUGCGGGACUGCGCUUUGCGAGAACGUGGAGGGAUCCUUCCUGUGCCUCUGCCCCAGCGACCAUGAGGAGUAUGACACAGAGGCAGGGCAGUGCAAGCCCCGAGCACCUAUGGAGAGCAUUGAGACACAGGCAGCCCACCUUUUUGGCAGCGCAGAGCGCAAGCAGUGCUACUACCACAUCAGCGACGUUCGCUUGUGUGACAGUGUCCUGGCCAAGAACAUCACCAAGGAGGAGUGCUGCUGUACUGUGGGGGCAGCCUGGGGUGACAACUGUGAGACUUACCCCUGCCCCAUCCCGGGCACAGUGGAGUACCAAGAGAUCUGCCCUCUUGGGAAGGGCUAUGUUCCCCAGGAAGAUCUGCUCUCAGGAAGAGUCUCUUUCACAGAUAUGGACGAGUGUGAGAUAUUUGGCUCUGAGUUCUGUCGCAACGGACAGUGUUUGAACACAGUGCCGGGCUACAAGUGCUUCUGCCGUACAGGCUACUUCUAUGACUCCAGCAGGCUUGAGUGUGUUGACCAGGACGAGUGUCAGAAUGAAGUGUACUGCAUCAACGGCGAGUGUCUGAACACAGACGGCUCCUACCACUGCUUCUGCAGCCUUCCUCUUGUGCUGGAGGCCCCCGGCAACCGGUGUGUGAACCUCUCCAGCAGGGCAGAUGCCCUGGAGGAGUAUGAAAUCCACCUGGACGUCUGCUGGCAGAACGUUGCCGACUACAUUUGCCAAGACCUGCUGCAUGGAGAGCAGACCACGUACACUGAGUGCUGCUGCCGGCUUGGUGAAGCCUGGGGCCAGAACUGCGCGCUCUGCCCACACAGGUCCUCUGCUGAUUUUGCUUUCCUGUGUAAUGGGGCGAGUGAAGACAGUGAGAGAGGGGCUGAGCUCCGAGAAAGACCUAGGUAUGAGUACGUACCAGGCUUGGAAGACCACCACUAUGGCCUUCCCAGACGAGAUAUGGGCCCCUACUACAACUACCUAGAGUCUGAGUAUGGAAACCCCGAUGCUGGUUUCCCUCGAAGGGAACCCAACAGUGAGUUUCGUGGCAGCCCUCUCUACCAUGGCCCAGGGCAGUCCCCCCCCCGCUACCUGCCUACCCAUCCAGGCCUCUAUGAGGGCUUUGAGGGGCUGCAGGCUGAAGAGUGCGGGAUCCUCAACGGCUGUGAGAACGGGCGCUGUGUGCGUGUCCAGGAGGGCUACACCUGCGACUGCUUUGACGGCUUCCAGCUGGACAUGACCCUCAUGGCUUGCGUGGACAUCAACGAGUGCGAGGAGGUGGGCAGCCCCGAGCCCCUGUGCCGGGGCGGCACCUGUGAGAACACGGAGG
Pterocles gutturalis (yellow-throated sandgrouse) is the source of this 3610-nucleotide messenger RNA. It is a transcript of the gene LTBP2, whose product is annotated as latent transforming growth factor beta binding protein 2. The record is from RefSeq and is a predicted model, not a curated record. The annotation marks the transcript as partial. Gene Ontology annotation, molecular function: calcium ion binding. The transcript is spliced from 28 exons. NCBI's taxonomy places the organism in Eukaryota, Metazoa, Chordata, Aves, Pterocliformes, Pteroclidae.